Messenger RNA from Symbiodinium natans, 435 nucleotides. NCBI's taxonomy places the organism in Eukaryota, Dinophyceae, Suessiales, Symbiodiniaceae. The record is from the annotation of a GenBank genome assembly.
AUGCAGAACAAUGCCUUCAACGUCCACGCAUCACGCGCCAACAUGACUGCUCGCCAAGUCUAUGUUGUGAUCUACAACAUCCAGAUGCGAUUGGGGCUUAGCAAGGGUCAUGACGGUGGAUGGUCCGGAAAAGCAAGCCAGAUGAUCCUGGAGACUCUUGGAAAGGCUAAGAAAAGCAGGACUACAUCGCAGGCAACAUGCUCCACGCCAUUGGCGCUUGAAAACUCUGCGAGUGAUCCCUUGGCCAUCCAACACCGUGUCCUUGAGGAGGGUACAGCGGCCACGUGGCAGAUCACACUACAGACCCGCCAGAUGGUGAAAGUGACAGCAGUAGCUCGGACGACGACAGCCACAGACGACACGCGAAAAAAACGCAUCAUGAACAAUGUCUUGAAGACGAUCAAGAAGGCCAAGAGCAAGUAUGAGGGAGUGUAA